AUGUCCACCGUCUCCUCAAAUUGCUAUUUGACGCGCCUUUACACGAUUGUUCGUCGUCUCAGCACCAAUGGGUUUCAUCCGCCCCCAGCUAUUGCUUCUCGGGUGCUUGCUGUCGACGUACGUCGCAGCAGCACCCUCCCUUUCCUACACUUGGAAGAACGUGAAGAUUGGCGGAGGUGGAGGGGCCUCGCAUACGCUAGAACGGACAUCGGAGGCGCGUACAGGCUGAACCCGGAAGACCAUACCUGGACUCCUCUCUUGGAGUUUGUCGACGAUGAGCGAUGGAACUGGUGGGGUGUAGACGCGCUAGCGACGGACCCAGUUGACCCUAACCGCGUGUACCUGGCGACUGGAAUGUAUACCAACUCCUGGGACCCAAACAACGGUCAAAUCCUGAUUUCUGCUGACCGAGGCAACACCUGGAACUCUACCAAACUCCCCUUCAAAGUCGGAGGAAACAUGCCUGGUCGCGGAAUCAACAACAUCCUGUAUUUCGGGGCCCGAAGUGGCAAUGGACUGUGGAAGUCGAUCGACUACGGCGCGUCAUGGACGAAUGUCACCCAGUUCCCUAGCGUUGGCACAUACAUCCCCGUCCCUGGCGACAGUAAUGAUUACAACACUGACAUCGUCGGCAUUUCCUGGGUUACUUUCGAUGAGACUUCCGGACAAUCUGGCCAACCAACGCCAAGAAUCUUCGUUGGUGUAGCAAACAAGGGCUCAGACAAUAUCUUCGUGUCAGAGGAUGGCGGAAACACAUCUCCUCAUCGCGAUUUAGGGUCUGCGGUUCCUGGCCAAAAUAAUGCAUUCUUGCCUCACAAGGGAGUUCUUUCGCCUGUUGAACAAUCUCUCUACCUUUCCUACUCUGAUGGUGCUGGACCGUAUGAUGGUGGAUUUGGGGCUCUCUACAAGUACGAUAUCACUUCCAAAACCUGGACCGACAUCACUCCUGUCUCCGGCGACGACCUCUACUUUGGGUUUGGCGGCGUCGCAGUCGACCUACAACGCCCCGGAACAGUCAUGGUCGCCGCUCUGAACUCUUGGUGGCCUGAAGGUCAAAUCUUCCGCUCGACCGAUGGUGGGGCCUCUUGGUCCACGAUCUGGAGCUGGGGUAACUGGCCCCAUUUGAACAAACACUACUCGUAUUCGAACAGCCGCGCACCGUGGUUGGGCGUCAACCAUGUGGAGACUGAGGCUGGCAUCCUGCAGGUCGGUUGGAUGAUGGAAGCACUGGUCAUUGAUCCCUUCGAUUCCAACCACUGGCUGUAUGGAACAGGAGCCACAAUCUAUGGUGGGCAUGACCUCCUUGAAUGGGACAGCAAACACAACGUGACGCUUGAAUCUUUGGCCGAUGGUGUCGAGGAGACCGCCAUCCUCGGGUUGAUCUCACCCCCUUCUGGCCCCCAGCUUCUUUCAGCCGUUGGUGACCUCGGAGGUUUCGUCCAUCAUUCUUUGUCCGAGGCACCAGCAGAGGGUUUCAAGAACCCAACAUGGGCAACCUCUUCCGACAUCGAUUAUGCUGGAAAAAGGCCUAACAUUAUUGUUCGAGUUGGGACUGGCGAUAGCUCAUCAGGCAAGCAAGUCGCGAUUUCCUCUGACUCGGGAACGACAUGGCAAGAACACUAUGGGGCAGCGGAUAACGUUUCGGGUGGCAAGAUCGCCAUCUCGGCUGAAGGGGACACCAUCCUUUGGCGAACGAGUGGAAACGGGGUCCUUGUGUCUCGACACAUGGGCUCUUUUACUCGAGUCACAUCUCUCCCUUCAUCUGCUGCCAUUGCCUCUGAUAAAUUGGAGAACAAUAUCUUUUACGCAGCCGCCGGUUCGAGUUUCUAUGUUUCCACCGAUCAUGGUACCACCUUCGUUCAAAGAGGCAGUCUUGGAGACUCGGAAUCUCCUUUCCAGGUGGCUGUUAAUACUAACCAGACCGGAGAUAUAUGGGUGUCGACGGACAAGGGACUGUUCCACUCCACCGAUUCAGGAGAAAGCUUUACGCAAAUCGAGGGCAUCACUCAAGCGUGGUCGGUUUCACUAGGAGCACCAGCAGCCAGUGAAGAUUAUCCUACCAUCUUCGUAGCCGCGAACAUCGAUGGGAUCGCUUAUUUCCGCUCAGACGAUGCUGGUGUAACUUGGGCCCGAAUCAAUGACGAAGGUCGUGGCUUCGGAACACCUAGUGCCAACUGUUUGGUGGCAGAUUCUCGCGUUCAUGGCCGUGUCUACAUCGGGACUAAUGGUCGUGGAAUUUUCUAUGGCGACUUGGUUGCCGCCUAGCCAUUGGGCUACUGUAACGUGUACUUGAUUCCUGUUUUAUUUGGCCUUAAUGAAAUUUCCUUUUGGU
Messenger RNA from Coprinopsis cinerea okayama7#130, 2332 nucleotides. Its product is annotated as CEL6 protein. The record is from RefSeq and is a predicted model, not a curated record. Gene Ontology annotation, biological process: xyloglucan metabolic process. Gene Ontology annotation, molecular function: protein binding. The transcript has 15 exons. Lineage: Eukaryota; Fungi; Basidiomycota; Agaricomycetes; Agaricales; Psathyrellaceae. The coding region runs from base 1 to 2265 and encodes 754 amino acids.